Heteronotia binoei (common prickly gecko) is the source of this 924-nucleotide messenger RNA. Its product is annotated as vomeronasal type-2 receptor 26-like. The coding region runs from base 1 to 924 and encodes 307 amino acids. Gene Ontology annotation, cellular component: membrane. The record is from RefSeq and is a predicted model, not a curated record. Lineage: Eukaryota; Metazoa; Chordata; Lepidosauria; Squamata; Gekkonidae. Gene Ontology annotation, biological process: G protein-coupled receptor signaling pathway. The transcript has a single exon. Gene Ontology annotation, molecular function: G protein-coupled receptor activity.
AUGUCCUUUCCAGAUGCAAGUCAUUGUCAGAAGUGUCCAGAAGAUCAAUAUCCAAGCAGAACCCAAGAUCAAUGUGUUUCCAAGCACACCACCUUCCUGUCCUGUCGAGAAACUUUGGGUAUCAUCCUAAACAUCCUUACUCUUUUCUUCAUCCUAAUCACAAGUUUUGUUUUGGGAAUCUUCAUUAAAUACUCAGAAACUCCAGUUGUUAAAGCCAAUAAUCGGAACCUCUCCUACAUUCUCAUGGUCUCCCUCCUACUUUCAUUUCUCUCUUCUUUUCUCUUCAUUGGUCAGCCCCAGAAGGUGACCUGCCUUCUCCAACAAACUGCCUUUAGCAUCGUUUUUUCCAUCGUGGUCUCUUCUGUGUUGGCCAAAACUGUCACUGUGGUGGUGGCCUUCAUGGCUUCAAAGCCUGGGAGCAGGAUGAGGAAAUGGCUGGGAAAGAGCUUGGCUAACUCCAUUGUCUUAUCCUGUUCCAGUAUUCAAGUGGGCAUCUGCACUCUCUGGCUGAGCAUCUCUCCCCCCUUCCUAGACUCUGACACACACUCCCAGCCUGGAGAGAUUAUACUGCAAUGUAACGAAGGGUCUGUGGCCAUGUUUUAUGCUGCACUUGGCUACAUGGGUUUUUUGGCCACUGUCUGCUUCACUCUGGCUUUUGUAGCCAGGAAGCUGCCUGGGGCGUUCAACGAAGCCAAGCUGAUCACCUUCAGCAUGUUGGUGUUCUGCAGUGUUUGGGUGUCCUUUGUGCCCACCUACCUGAGCACCAAGGGGAAAUACAUGGUUGCUGUGCAGGUCUUCUCUAUCUUGGCCUCCAGCUUGGGCUUACUGGGAUUUAUCUUUCUUCCCAAAUGCUACAUCAUUCUACUGAGGCCUCAUCUGAAUACAAAAGAAUAUCUAAUGAUGAAAGACAAAGAUGGGUUCUGA